AUGACGACCAUCCGGGCCGCAGAGCCAGAGCAGUCUCUGGGCGUCGAACCUGUCGUCUCGCGCGACGUUCACGAUGUCAAGAUGCUCGACAUGAACGUCGAUGCCAUCGACAAGGAGCUGUCGCAGUACGUUUCCGACGUGCGUGUGCACAUCUCGCCGGAGAAGAACCGCGAGCUGCGCCGCAAGAUCGACCGCCGCGUACUUGUCAUCAUGAUCUGCACCUAUUUCCUGCAGACCAUCGACAAAGGCACCCUCUCUUUUGCCUCUAUCAUGGGCAUCCGCACCGACACCAAGCUCGUCGGCCAGGACUAUAGCUGGCUGACAACUUGUAUCUACAUCACCAUCCUCAUCGUCGAAUACCCACAGAACUGGAUCAUUGCGCGCGUGCCCAUUGCCAAGUACCUGAGCUUUAGCAUCAUCGCUUGGGGCAUUGUGCUCGCCGCUACCGCCGCCUGCCACAACUUCGCCGGUCUCGUGGUCGUCCGCACGAUGCUCGGCCUCUUUGAGUCGGCAUGCCAGCCGGCCUUUAUCAUCCUGUCCAGCAUCUGGUACCGCCGCGAGGAGCAGGCGUCCCGCGUCACCUACUGGUACAUGAUGAACGGCGCGCAGCAGGUUGUGGGCGGUCUUUUGGCCUACUGCUUCAGCUUGAUCACCACCGGUCCGCUCAAGUCGUGGCAAUGGAUCUUCCUUGCGUACGGCAUCAUCUCUGUCGUCUUUGGCGCCUUUGUCGGCUGGUGGAUGCCCGACAGUCCCAUGCGCGCCAAGUGUUUCUCCGAGGAGGACAAGGUCCUGAUGAUUGAGCGUGUGCGUGAGAACCAGACCGGCAUCCAGAACCGCACGUUCAAGCGUGCCCAGGCUGUGGAGGCACUGCUCGACCCGCAGUGCUGGGGCUAUGCGCUGAUUGCGCUUUGCACCACGCUGCCCACGAGCGGCCUCGGCGCCUUCCAGGGCAUCAUCAUCACCGGCUUCGGCUUCAACGUUCUUCAGACGCAGCUCCUCGCCAUGGUGCUCGGCUUCUACAUCAUUAUUGUGCUGCUCGCCUCCGUGUGGCUGGUCAAGAAGACGAACCAGACGCUGCUCGUCAUGCUCGGCUUUGUGAUUCCGUCGUUUGUCGGCACCAUCUGCCUUAUGACCGUGCCGCUCGACAGCCGUGCCCAGCAGAUUGGUCUGCUGAUCUGCUACUACAUCACGCUGUCUUUUUGGUCCGCCCAGACGCUGGCCCUGUCCAUGAUCUCGCGCAAUGUCGCCGGCCAGACCAAAAAGUCGGUCGCCGUCGCCAUGAACUUUAUCAUCUGGUCGGCCGGCAAUGCCAUCGGGCCCCAGGUCUUCCUGAGCUGGAACGGCCCGCGGUACUUUAUUGCAUUCGCCACGCAUCUGGGAUGCUACUCGCUUCUCGUCAUUGUCAUUGUUGGCCUGCGUUUCUAUCUCGUGCGCCAGAACAAGCUACGCGACGCACUCGCCGCCGCUGGCAACCUGGAUGCCGCAGACAACCGCUACACCCAUGCUUUUGAGGAUUUGACAGACAAGGAGAAUCCGUCGUUCCGUUAUGUGUUCUAG
Molecule: messenger RNA, 1557 nt
Organism: Sporothrix schenckii 1099-18
Lineage: Eukaryota; Fungi; Ascomycota; Sordariomycetes; Ophiostomatales; Ophiostomataceae
Exons: 1
Coding region: 1-1557 (518 amino acids)
Biological process (GO): transmembrane transport
Cellular component (GO): membrane
Molecular function (GO): transmembrane transporter activity
Source: RefSeq, a predicted model, not a curated record